This is a messenger RNA of Parasteatoda tepidariorum (common house spider), 1460 nucleotides long. RefSeq lists its product as uncharacterized. Gene Ontology annotation, molecular function: protein binding. The record is from RefSeq and is a predicted model, not a curated record. Lineage: Eukaryota; Metazoa; Arthropoda; Arachnida; Araneae; Theridiidae.
CAAAGAAAACUGCUUCCGCCACUAAACGUCAUAUCUUCUUCAAUGAUCGACAUAAUACAAAAUAUCUUCUUUUUAUGACCCCCGGGAAAAAAUGGGGUAUUUUCUUGCACAAAUAAGUAAAUGCCACAUGUAACUGUGAUAAUGAAUAGAACUCAUAGAAUACUAAGAGUUGAGGACAAGCAACAUGCCAUUUUGGAAUAACUGAGACCUGCAAUGGGAUGUGACGUGUCCAAAGACUCAGGUGGUGGGCAUAAUCGAAAAAAAAACGAACCAUUUCUUCUCCAAGAAAUUAGAGAUCAUAAAGGUGGUAUAAACUGCAUGGUGCUAAGUGACGAUAGCUCGCUUUUAGUUACUGGCAGCGAUGAUAGGACAGUACGAAUGUGGAGUACCCUCUCUGACCCUACAGAGUGUUUGGGUGUUCUAGAGGGGCAUGACGGUUACAUAACGUGCUGUGCAGUCCAUGAACAGUGCGUGAUUACAGGCUCCUCUGACUCUACAAUUCGGAAAUGGUUUAUAGCCACUGCUGAAUGUAUAGCCAUCUACACUGGCCACACUGCCCGUAUAUCUCGUCUUCUGUGUGUUGGUCAACUCAUUUUUUCUACAUCGAGUGACCAUUCAGUGAGAGCAUGGCUUUUUGAUCUUAGAGAGAUUUCCGACGACCAAGGUGAAGCUUGCAUCAAAGUAUUUGAGGGUCACACGAAAGGAACUUAUCCUAUAUUACAUGUACCGAUGGAUGAAAAUGCUGGAUUGGACUUGGGAGCUGGUGUCUUAGUUAGUGGAUCAGCUGACUGUACAGCUAGAUCCUGGUCUGUUGAUUCAGGCCUUUGCUUAAAAAUAUUUCGAGGUCACACUGCUCCCUUAAAUUGUUUAGAGUAUGAUGAUAUGAAGCAGGUCCUAUACACCGCAGGAGGAGAUGCUAUAAUUAAAAGCUGGAAUCUUAUGACAGGUGAAGCCCUUAGAACUUUCAGUGGACACGAAGGACCUAUAUUUUCUUUACUGGUUCAUAAAAGAAUGAUGUAUUCCGGAAGUUCAGACAAAAGUGCCAGAUCAUGGGUUCUAGAAUUCGGAGAAUGUACCAGAAUAUAUCGUGGACAUCGACACACUGUAUCGUCGAUUCGACAUUUUGAGGGAAUGAUAUACACAGGAUGCGGAGAUGCAGUAGCUAGAAUGUUCGAAGCCAAAUCAGGAACUUUGAAGCGGGCAUUCAAAGGACAUGAAAAUGCCAUCGUCUGCGUUGAGGUCGUCCCCGAGAAAGUAUUUACUGGUUCAUAUGAUGGUAGUUUACGAGUGUGGACCACAAGUGGCGUAAAAGAUGAGACAGUAUUUGGAACCGAUUAUGACGAUAGGAAUUCUAAAGAUGAUGAUAUGGAAGAAGAUAGUGAAGAUGUACAGAAAGCUGUUAAAUCUCUUGAUCCCUACCUAACUUAUUGAUUAUUGUAAUAAAUUUUUACUUCCUUCUA